AUGUCUACGAUCCCGGUUGGCGAGUACAUCUUUCGCCGUCUACAUCAGCUCGGCAUCCGCAACAUCGUCGGAGUCCCUGGCGACUUCAACUUGAAUCUGCUCGACCAUGUCUACAGCGUGCCGGACUUGCGCUGGGUAGGCACCUGCAACGAACUUAACGCUGCCUACGCGGCGGACGGAUACGCCCGUGCUCGUUCCCUGCCUGGCGUUGUCGUCACUACUUAUGGAGUCGGAGAGUUGAGUGCCCUGAACGGCAUAGUGGGCGCAUACAGUGAAUACAUACCCGUCAUCCAUAUCGUAGGAAACACUUCGAGAGACAUGCAGCGCAACCACACACGUAUCCAUCAUACCUUAUGGAUGGACCAGUGGGAUCACCGAACGUAUCAGAAAAUGGUUGAACCCGUAGCUGCCGCGACCGCCUUCCUGGAUGAUGAGAGUAAGGUAGCAGCUGAGGUGGACCGGGUGAUUGAGACGUCUAUUAAGAGGAGGCUUCCGGUAUACCUGUUCGUGCCGCUGGAUAUUCAGGAUAGCCCGAUUGAUGCUUCCCCGCUAGAGAAGCCGCUUGAUCUUGCUGUGAGGAAUGAGGGCAGAGAGGCAGAGGAGGAUGAGGUUGUUGAGGAAGUCAUCAAGCGUAUGGGUCAGGCUAAGGACCCCGGUGUCUUGGUUGACAUGUUGAUGUCCAGGCAUAACUUGUACAAGGAAACAAGCGAGCUCAUCAAGCUGCUAGCUGCACCAUGGUACACAACACCGCUAGGUAAAUCAACUAUGAACGAAUCCGAUCCUCACUUUGCCGGCCUAUACUGCGGUAUCACAUCCAGCAAUCCUGCUCUCAAGGCCCAGAUAGAAUCCCACGAUGCCGUCUUACACCUCGGCCCCUUCAACGUCAGUGGAAACACAGGUGGAUUCAGUACAGCGCUUCCAGCUGAUAAGCUUAUCGAAUUGCAUCCCGGAUUCUGCUCCGUGGCAGGAAAGGUGUGGAAGGGCCUUGACUUCAGGCCUGUUAUUACAAAGCUCCUUGCCAGGCUCACCAAGGAACCCAUCCAACGAACGGUAGACCUCGCCAAGAUCCUCCCCAAGACCUCAGAGAAGCCGUCGGAUGACAACUGCACUGAUCCCCUGGACCAUGCUCGCUUCUGGGACCGUCUCUCCAAGUUCCUACGCCCCAACGACUUCGUCAUCGCCGAAGUUGGCACCUCCCAGUUCGGCUCUCAGGGCCUCACACUUCCCGACAACACGACAUACUUCUCUCAGCUCUACUACAGCUGCAUCGGCUUCUCGGUCCCUGCCACAUUGGGUGUCCUCCUCGCUCGUCGCGAGACCGCCAACCCAGGCCGUGUCAUCCUCCUUGUCGGUGAUGGCAGUCUACACAUGACCGUCCAGGAGAUUGGCACCAUGGUCCGAGAGGGAUUCAAGCCCAUCAUUAUCGUAGUCAACAACAAGGGCUAUACCAUUGAACGGCUCAUCCACGGCCCCGAGCAGCAGUACAAUGAUAUCUCCGAGAUGUGGGACUACCAGAAGAUGCUCGGCUUCUUUGGUGCCAAGGACAGCAGAAGCUACGCUGCGCGCACUUACAAGGAGCUUGGCGCCAUCUUGAACGACGAGACCUUCCUCAAGACAGACGUCAUCCAAGUCGUUGAAAUCUUCUUUGAUAUCAUGGACUCGCCAUGGAACUUGACUGACUUGCUCAAGCUCAAGGAAGAGAGACUGGCCAAAGCUAGGGCUGAGAAGGAGAAAGCCGCUGCGCUCGCGGCUGGAAGCGCAACUGCUAACUAG
Nannizzia gypsea CBS 118893 is the source of this 1773-nucleotide messenger RNA. Its product is annotated as pyruvate decarboxylase. Gene Ontology annotation, molecular function: magnesium ion binding; carboxy-lyase activity; thiamine pyrophosphate binding. The coding region runs from base 1 to 1773 and encodes 590 amino acids. The record is from RefSeq and is a predicted model, not a curated record. The transcript has 3 exons. Lineage: Eukaryota; Fungi; Ascomycota; Eurotiomycetes; Onygenales; Arthrodermataceae.